Messenger RNA from Scylla paramamosain (green mud crab), 840 nucleotides. It is a transcript of the gene COX6B, whose product is annotated as cytochrome c oxidase subunit 6B1-like. The coding region runs from base 147 to 395 and encodes 82 amino acids. NCBI's taxonomy places the organism in Eukaryota, Metazoa, Arthropoda, Malacostraca, Decapoda, Portunidae. The transcript is spliced from 3 exons. The record is from RefSeq and is a predicted model, not a curated record. Gene Ontology annotation, cellular component: respiratory chain complex IV; mitochondrion.
CAACAAAUAUAAGCAUCACGAGGAGAUGAAAAUCUAUACGAAGGAGUCGAAGAGGAGGGAAGCGCAAGGCGCUGCUCUCCUAUUGCGUCAUCGCGAGCCACUCAGCUGCUGCUACUGCUGCUCAUCCAGGAAGAGGUGAAGUGAUUAUGUCUGAAGCCAUCAUGUCAUCUCAAGCAAUGGAAACUGCUCCUUUUGACCCACGCUUCCCCAACCAGAACCAGACCAAGUACUGCUACCAGAGCUACGUUGACUUCCAACGUUGCCAGAAGCUGAAAGGUGACGACUAUGAGCCAUGCCAGUACUUCAAGAAGGUGUUCCAGUCCAUCUGUCCCAACGCCUGGGUGGAGAAGUGGGACGAACAACUGGAGAACGGCAGUUUUCCUGGCAAGAUCUAGACCAAGCUUUCCCUUUCUUUCUUUUCUGUAAAUGUCCAGGUUUAGGAAAUAAAAGAGAGAGAGAGAGAGAACGAGUGAGAGAUGGUUAGCAGAGUUAUAAAAAACUGUGGAUCUUGCAUUUUGCUCCUUGUGCACAGCCAAACACACGUGUGCACACAUAUGCGUCUGUCUUAUUAAUGUACACCUCAUGUAGAUUUGUUGUGCCAUUCGUCUGUCAUUUGAUCCGGAAAUGGUAAAGAUGGAGCAUCAUGUCCAUUGGCCGAGUGGCCAACGGUCAGCCAUUUCUUCACUAGCCACUCUUUGUCUCCAACACUUUGUGGAGAGCAUCGUGCCUCUCCUGCUGUAGAUAUUUGUACAGGGAGUUGCAGCACCAGCAUGAUAGGCGAAGUGGCAGCCACAGGCCGAUUCUUUCAUCUGCUGUGAUGCAAUUAAAGGUCCCCAUGAG